GAAGAAGAAGCAAAACUGAGAGAGGCAGCAGGACUGGAGCGAACCCAGCAGUCUCAGCCUCAUGCUUCACUCUGGGCACUUCUCCUCCUCCUCCUCCCUCCUCCUCCUCCUUCUCCUCCUCCUCCUCCUGUCGUCAACAUUGUGACAAUAUUUAUUUUUUAUUUGUAUUAUUUUAGCCACAAAAAAAAAAAAAAAAGGCAAAAAAAAAAAAAAAAAGGUGGAGGGGGGGAGAAGGAGAAGGGGGUCGAGUCAUGGAGCUGUAUUGCCUGGAGUCGGACACAGUCGUGAGAGCCCAGCCUGACCCAAACAUCCUCUAUGAUGACAGAGUGUUGCAAAGUUUAUUAACAAUUGAGGACAGGUUUUUACCUCAAUGCUCUUAUUUCCAGCGGGUCCAGAAGGAUAUUCAGCCUUAUAUGAGACGAAUGGUUGCAGGUUGGAUGCACGAGGUGUGUGAAGAGGAGAAGAGUAAUGAAGACGUCUUCCCUUUAGCCAUUAACUAUUUAGACAGAUUUUUAGCGGUGAUGCCCACAAGAAAGAGCUAUUUGCAGCUUCUGGGAGCUGUGUGCAUAUUCCUGGCCUCCAAGUUAAAGGACUGCAGGCCGCUGUCAGCAGAAAAACUUUGCAUGUACACAGACAACUCCAUCACGCCACGGGAACUGCUGGACUGGGAGCUGGUCGUGCUGGGGAAGUUGAAGUGGAACAUGGCCUCGGUCAUCCCCAAUGAUUUUAUAGAACACAUCGUACGCAGGCUCCCCCUCCCCAAAGACAAGCUGGCGAUGGUCCGCAAGCACACGCAGACAUUCAUUGCCCUCUGUGCCACAGAUGACCGCCUUGCCAUGAACCCUCCUUCCAUGAUCGCCACCGGCAGCAUGGGAGCUGCUAUCUGUGGCCUGCAGCUGGACCACACUGACCAGAGGCUGAGUCGAGACAACCUUACAGACCUGCUGGCCAAGAUCACCAACACAGAGGUGGACUGUUUGAGGGCCUGCCAGGAGCAAAUAGAGCGUGUGCUGGCCACCAGCCUGCAGCGGAACCAGCAGUACCGGCAGGAGAACGGCGUGAGAGCCGGCAGCAAGGCCAGGGAGCAGCAGGACCAGUCCAGCACCCCCACAGAUGUACGUGACGUCAACUUAUGAACCUCUGACGUCAACACACACCUCUCUGCCUGUCUACCAAUGAACUAACCGGAGCGAGGUGAGGCAUGAGCUGCCAGUGUCUACGUCGAGGCGCCACAUCGGCGAUGGUGUGACAAUCUAUGAACUUUUAGAAAAUAAGAAAUUACUAGUUUUUCUCCUCCUUUUUUUUGCCCCACUCAUACCUGGUUGGGUGUACUAUCACCUUUUUGUAUGGGCUUCAUGUAAUCAAACAACUAUUUAAGAAAAAAAAAAAACAUCUUGAGAACUUGAUAGUGCCUUAGGUUUUUCCCAGAAUGGAAACCUGAAUAUAUAUAUUUUCAUACUUGAAAAAAAAAGCAUAAUUUUAUUAAAUAUACAUAUUUCUUUUGAUAAAACAUAUUAAAAAUAAAUAUGAUAGAUAAUGUAUAUUUAGCUAGCAGUUAGUUAUGUUACUCUUUUAUCAUCUUUAGUGAGCAGUUAUCACUUCAAAUGUGCAGGAAAACUCCUAUAGUAGUAAGAAUGCGGAUUAAGUACAUGGCAUUUAAACCAAGCUGAUAAACAGUCAGAGGAUCGCUACUGUAGCUAGCUGCUCUGUAGCUCUAUCUAUCAUACUGUGCACCUGUAGCACUGCUUCCUAUUUAUGCUGUAAAGUGCUGGCCAGGAGUGGGCUGGGCCUGCUCACAGAGGAAGGGCAUGAGGGGCUUUGAGGCGUUGAGCAGUGGUUUCCUAUAAAAGUUAACAUAGAGGACAAGGUCAGUUAUUAAGGUCUUGAUUUCACUGCCACAUCCAGUACAGUAUGCUAAUUGGACGACAUGUAUGUGCAUUAUAAUUCAGCUAGGCUACAUUAUUAUUGUUCUGUUCUUGUUCUAGCUCCAACAUGUUAGAGAGUGUUUGGUAGAUGGUUUGUAGGCGAUUUUAUGCCUCAGCUAGGUUAGAUGUCAUGUUACGAGAGGGAAAGGAUUUUUUGAACGUUUUUUUACCAGGAUGAGAGGAAAUAGAUGGAGGUUGAAGGUUUUAUGGUGAGGGUUCUUUUUUUUUUUGGCGAAAAGAAACGUAUGUGGAAAGAGGGUAGGAUGCUAGAAGUGUAGAUUGGUGAAUGACAGCGAAUUGGCGAGGAAGUUAACUUAAGCUAUGUAAUGUUUCUGCAGUUGCACGUUACUUGAGUGACACACAGGAGGAGGAGGAAUCUCUGGUGAUGUCCGGAGGGGAUCAGAUUAGUUGAGCUGAAGUUUCUCCUGUUAUCAAUUUCCAUUUCUUGGAACAAUAUUGAUGCACUUUUAAAAACACACUCCUUAAGAAUGGUAAGGGGAUGGUGGUUGAGGAGAGUUCAAUGGGUUGUUAGGACCUUCUUUUUUUUUUUCUUCUGUAAGUUAUUUGAUUAUUUUUUUUUUCUGGGCUGGAUUCCCAUGGGGUAACGCACAUUGUCUUGAAAGCUACGCCCCGAUAGAUGAGCAGACGUAGGAUAAUCGGUGUUAUAGUAUAAUAGAAUAUAAACUUAUGCUAUGUUCACGCCGAACGCGAAGUGAAUUCCCGCGAGAGUUUGAUUGCAGGAUAAUUUGUGUUUAUUCGCGUCAAACAUAUCGGCCGGUUUACAACAGCUGUAGUGGGGGAAAAAAACGAUUUUGUUGUAAAUCAAUGGCAAUAAACGGAUAAAAGACAGAUUAUUAUUUGAACAAUUUAGUCUGGACGACAGGAGGAGAAUCUCUACGCCGAUAUGCUUUCACGACACAGCGCCGCGCGAAUUUCUCGCUCGUCUAUUCGUGUUUUGGCAUUGACUUUGCAUGUAAUCGCGCCGCGCGACAAGUUCACUUCGCGGUUGUGGUGUGAACACAGCAAAUGGAAAACCAAGUCACUUGUAGACUUUUUUGAUUCAGUGCGUUUAUUUAACCUUACUUGAAUUUUUGUGAAUCCAUAACCAAAACCUUCCAACAGUUCUUUCAAAGAGUUACACACAUACUGUGUCCAUGUUUUUUUUGCUCAUUUUAUGUAAACUGCUCUCUGAACUGAAGUUUUAAAAUGACUUUUCUCCACUAUAGACAUGGGUAGGUAGGGGUUUACAUUGUAUGAACGUUUUGACUGUAUAUAACCAUUUUCCCCAUUAGCAGAAAUGCUAAAAUUGUCCUCAUUACGUUUUAGAACAGAAAUUUUGUUUCCAAAUUGUAUUCUUGCAUGUUCUGUUGUGCAGAAAGCCAAAUGUUUCCAAAAAAAGUGCUUCAAACAGAAAAAAAUGUUUAUGCUUUUAAAGGUUUUGUGUAUAAUUUAAAAGAGAUAAUUCCAAAGUGAGAAAACGAGAUCAUACACAUAAUUCUUUUGCUGCUAUGAAGCUUUUGUUUUCCAGUCUUACACAAAGAUGCCUUAUAUUGAUUCACGUGUGUGCUGCUAUAUUAUGAAAUGUUGUAUACGUAACAAGUCUUCUUUGCUUUUCUGUUUUAUGUGUACUGGAGGGAACGUAACAGUUUGGUGCGGGACUGGAAGUACUUGUUUUUUGCCGAUCUCUUUUGAUUAGCAUGAUUUAUUAUUUUUAUUGUUUCAAUUGUAUCUUUAUAUUCUACCAUAUUCUUGCUGCUUCUUUGUAAUGUUUGUGUACCUCAGGUUAAUUUGGACGGAUAGAGCGAGAGCCCAUCUCUCAUUACCUCAUCAAACUUCACAUCACUCACACGUUGUUUUCACUCUGAAUUUGUUGGACGGGUUUUACUUUUUUCUGUCUGGAUGAGAGGAAGAACGAUGCUUCUUCUCUUUAAAUCAAGAACGGUCUGUCGCCAGAUUCCCCUUAGCCGUUAUAAGUGCCUAUACAUUAAAAGAGGUUAUUUCAUAUAUCUUAGUAAAAAAUGGCCCAUACUGUAUGUUAUACAUGUAUUGGAAAGACAAAAAAAUAUAUAUCUUUCUAAUUUCAUUGCCAUGUUAAGAUCAGUUCAUUGGAAUAAAGUGGAAUAUAUAUAUUUUUUGAGGUACCCAUUUAGUCAAAGUUCAAACCACGAGGAUGUUUUAUCAUUGUUCAGUGUGGUUGUUUUUCUAAACUCCUCUCCCACUAUCCCCACGUGCAACCACACAGUGUACCUCAACAAUUUCUCCUCAAUAAAUUGGCUA
Anoplopoma fimbria (sablefish) is the source of this 4202-nucleotide messenger RNA. Its product is annotated as G1/S-specific cyclin-D2-like. Lineage: Eukaryota; Metazoa; Chordata; Actinopteri; Perciformes; Anoplopomatidae. The transcript has 5 exons. Gene Ontology annotation, biological process: regulation of cyclin-dependent protein serine/threonine kinase activity; positive regulation of G1/S transition of mitotic cell cycle; mitotic cell cycle phase transition. The coding region runs from base 252 to 1136 and encodes 294 amino acids. The record is from RefSeq and is a predicted model, not a curated record. Gene Ontology annotation, cellular component: cyclin-dependent protein kinase holoenzyme complex; cytoplasm; nucleus. Gene Ontology annotation, molecular function: cyclin-dependent protein serine/threonine kinase regulator activity.